This is a messenger RNA of Didymodactylos carnosus, 312 nucleotides long. The record is from the annotation of a GenBank genome assembly. NCBI's taxonomy places the organism in Eukaryota, Metazoa, Rotifera, Eurotatoria, Philodinida, Philodinidae.
AUGAUUAAUUUAAUAAACAAUCCAUCAUUAAAUGAAUCAAUUAUACAAGUUUUUGAAAAAUUAAUUCAAUAUAAAAAAGAAUUUUCCAAUGAAACAUUUCAUAUUUUAAUUAAUUUUGCAUCUGAAAAUAAACAUCAAAUAUUACGAGAUAAAGUUAUUGAUGGUCUAGAAUUAAUAACUAAAUAUGAAACAAUAUUAUUAAAUAUAUUAAUUUUAAUUAGAUUUGAAAUUGUAUCAAAAAAACUACGAAACUCUAAAUUGAAAAUUAUUGAUAAAAUAACAAUCAUUGAUCAAUGUGUAAGUGUUGUAUAA